Neogale vison (American mink) is the source of this 1032-nucleotide messenger RNA. RefSeq names its product neuromedin U (gene NMU). Bases 1 to 1002 code for a protein of 333 amino acids. The transcript is spliced from 14 exons. Gene Ontology annotation, biological process: regulation of smooth muscle contraction. The record is from RefSeq and is a predicted model, not a curated record. NCBI's taxonomy places the organism in Eukaryota, Metazoa, Chordata, Mammalia, Carnivora, Mustelidae. Gene Ontology annotation, molecular function: neuromedin U receptor binding.
AUGCUCUUGCCAUCAGCAGCUGCCCAUACCUUCUGGCAGCAGUUUAUUUCUUCUACAAAUAAGCUGCAGCUGUCCAUACUCUUCCACCACAGCAAGCUGCUUCUGGAGACUGACCCUGGCCAGCACCGGGUGGCAAGUCUCUUACCACCAACGACGGCGUCCCCGGGGAGGGCGAGCGCCGAGGUUCCCGAGUGGCAACGGCCGGGUCCCAGUCCUGCGGGGGCCGGAGGGAAGCUCCGGCGGGCGGGGGGCCGGGACCCUGACACUCCUCUGCGGACUGACCCGGUAGACGAAAAGGUGCACAGCCUACGAAUUCACCUGUUCUGCACAUUAGUUAAUGCUCAUCAAGCUGCACAGAAUGGAACUUCUUUUUUUCAUGGACUCCUGACAGUGACGCCAUGCCCCUGGACCUCAUCAUCCAUCUGCCGCCAUCUGUUGGUUUGUUGUUGUUGGCAAUUGCUUGGAUUAACUGUGAGGAAAUAUCCAUAUGUUCCUGUGGUCAUUAAGACAGGUUCUUCCACUCUGAAAAAUUUCCAUACUGUUCUAACACCAAGAGCCACUCUCGGUGUAGCUGGAAGAGGUUUGAAAGGUGCUCCAGUAUUAUCUCAAGGAUUACAGCCUGAACAAGAACGACAACUGUGGAAUGAGAUAGAUGACGCUUGUUCGGCCUGGCUGUCCCUUGAUUCUCAGCCUCAGGCAUCCAACGCACUGGAGGAGCUUUGCAUCACAAUUAUGGGGACUCUACCAAAGCCCCAGGAAACAGAUGAAAAAGAUAAUACCAAAAGGUUCUUAUUUCAUUAUUCAAAGACACGGAAGCUGGGCAAUUCAAAUGUUGUGUCGUCUGUCGUCCAUCCGCUACUGCAGCUUGUUCCUCAACUGCAUGAGAGAAGAAUGAAGAGGUUCAGACUGGACGAAGAAUUCCAAGGUCCUAUUGCAAGUCAAGUUCGAAGACAGUUUUUGUUCAGGCCACGCAAUGGAAGACGAUCAGAAGGUUACAUUUAAAAUGAAGCAGUACGAGGGAAUGCAAAAUGU